UUGUGUUAACUGAAGUAUUAUCCCAUAAAGGUCAGCCGGGAGUUCCGACGCACUGACCACUGCGGCGGCCGACCGCGCGCACGUUAUCAAACCUACACGCUACACCUCUACACAAAAAUCUCGAACGGGAAUACCGGAUACUGACGCAGUGCUAAGAAAAUACAACCGUCUCACUCUAACACGUGGAUAGGCUGCUACAAUUUUGUGUUUUCUUCUUUGUCUGCAACCGCGAAGCGAUAUCUCUCUAUGCUUAUAGUUAGAAAUAUGUAACUGAAUAGUUUUCUGAGUUUACUUUUGUGUGUAGUUUUGCCAAGUUGAUGUCGUUCGAAAUUAGAAUCGCUGCAUGUUGUGUGUUACUGAUGUGUCAAGUGUAUUGAAAUUCGUUUUUACGUGUAGCUGUUGUUCAGCUGUUUUUUUUUUAUAUUGUGCAAGACAGUGUAAAAUGCGCUCGGUGGCGCGAUGGCGCGGAAACACAUAUUUUAGAUUCCAAUAAUGAACGAAAGUUAGUGAUUUAACUACGGAUUAUGUGCUGUGUUUAUAAAUAACAGUGAUUUUUUUUUUAAUUUUUGUGAAAAUGUUUCGAGGGAGAUUUUCUCCAUUUAACGUGUCAGUAUGGCUGCUAUCAGUGUACCUGCUCCUGCACAUACCGCUCAUAGAGAUGCGCGUCGACGACUUCGAGCAACAGGCGCUCGCGCAGGCCAGAGAGCAACCACCAGCUUCAACAGAGAAGCCAGAACCCGUAGACCAGCUGCAACUGAACCUGGGCAAGUGUUUCCACAUGCCUCGCUCCAAGUGUCCAGCGGAGCCGAACUGCACGAAGAUCGGGAGUAACUCCGUGUUCUGCUGUGACUUAGACAGCGCUAAGUUGAAGGAGGCUCUGGCUUCUGUUAUAACGCAGAACACGACGUAUCUCCAUGUCCUGAACGCAUCCAUUGAUGAGCUGGAUGUCUCGCAGGCCAUGUUCAGAAGGUUGGCAUCCAUGGCAUUCACAGACGGGAAUAUAGGGAAGAUUGUCGGCCAGUUCCCGAAGUACUCAUCAGUGGCUUGCCUGAACAUCUCGAAUAACAACCUCACGACUGCCAAGCUUCAGCCAGCAAUCAAGAGGCCGUAUGCCUAUCUCUUCAACCUGAGUGUGCUGGAUGCCUCAGCCAACAACCUGACGGAGUUCCCUCUCAGCCUCGUGCGUAGCAACCGGAAGAUUUCCGUGGAUUUGUCAGACAACAAAUACCUCCCCUGCAAACCCUUUAUGAAAGCCAUGGACACGAACAACUCCUCGCUAGUGACAUUCCUCAACUACCAGCACACGUACUGCGCUCUGGACAUCGAUUUCAACUGGUUCCAAGACGUCAAAAUAGUCCAGAUAGACCAGCUUAGGAUACAGAAAGAGGUACUGAACGCGAGCUGCCGCAACAUAAAGCCAGCGAACAUCAACUGCACCUGCAUCCCUGAGAGGCUGGACUUCAUCAAUAAUGUCAUCAAUAACAUGGUGGCUGUGGACUGCUCCCAGAGGAACCUGACUGCGUUACCCACUGAUCUGCCGCCUAAUACUGUGAAGUUGAAUGUGUCUUUUAAUAAUAUAACUUCCCUCCAAGCGGUCUCUGACGAUCCUACAUACGAGCAGCUGCACCAACUGAUAGUGGACCACAACGACAUCCCCAACAUCCUGGAGCUGGAGGGCACGCAGUUCAUCGACCACUUCAUGCUCUUCUCCAUCGCUUAUAAUAAGUUGAAGAAUAUCCACACAUACAUAAUAUCGAACCACUUCACGGAGCACACGGGCUCCGCGCUGUUCAUCGCCGGCAACUACAUACACUGUGACUGUAACACUGAGAAGAUGCUGAAGCCCUGGCUUCUAGAAAACAUCAAAAACAUCCCCGACUACAAAAUGCUGGAGUGCGACAAUCACGUGGCAGUUGUCGACAUAGUCGAAGCUCACGUCUGCCACACUCCUCGAGACUGGACUGAUUACAUAUACUACAUCAUAGGACUGGAAGUCCUUAUCCUAGUCCUACUCAUCAGUAAGGUGUCUUACGAUUACUGGGUGUUCAAGACUGCUGGGUACCUGCCGUGGCCUGCGAAUAAAAUGCCAAGAUUGCCUUGUGAUUGGUUGUGCGAGUAGGUUUGACAACCGAAAACGUAUGGAUUGGGCAAUUAUGGCAAGUAUCACUACGGCUACUGAUAAACUGACAGAUAAACUUGAAACUUAAUUUCAGAGGUCUUGGAUAACUUGGAGAAAUUAUAAGUAGCUUCUAUCUGGUAGAUAGCAUUAACUAUGAGACUCCUGACACUUUAUCGGUGACCAGUGAUAUUUUAAGGCCCGGUGCCUUAAUAUUGGUUCGUGGUAACGAGUGCCUUCAUUGUGCUGAAUAUUUUGUUUUGCAAAGACUUUUGUGUUGGUUGAUAGUAACCACAGACUUCUAUGUAAUGCUUGCUUGUGUGGGGUUACACGUUCCUGAUGGCGUCAGUUCAGUCUUUGAACUAGGCUCAAGUAUUACGUAUAGGCCAAUGGCGGAAUAAGGAAUUUAAAAAAAAGUAUAGAUUGUUUUGGCUUUGCUCUGUUGUCGAAAGGCCCUGGUAACCGGUAACCGUGGCUAAAGAAGGAACAUGGUGGGUUUUAGUCAGUGAGCCUAUCUUUAGGAUAAUAUGGUUUAUCAGUCAUAGGCUGAACUGACGCGUGUGACCUCUAUCUUAUUUGUGUUGUAAUGUUUCGUUGUUAAAUGUGUGUGUAUAUGUUGGGUAAAUUUUGGUUGCUACUGUAAAAAUAUUGUUUAAAUAAGGAUUAAGCAGCCAUAAUUAUUAUUUGUAAAUGGUGAACCAAUCACUUUUAAAACGUGUAAAUAAAAUGAAUUCGCUGGAGUGCUUAUAAUCAUAAUCUUGUUAAGUUUAGCUCUUCCACAUUUUUCUUAUUUCUAAGUUAGUUUUUUUGUAUAAAUUGAUUGCGAUCUCUGUAAAUCAGCUGUAUGUAUAAUUUUAUACAUAAGUUCUAUUUUUAUGUAAAUUUUGUUCUUUUUUUACUUUACUUGCCAUUUUGUAAAGAAUCUCUUUUCAAACUUCUCGAAAAAUUUUGUGGACUCUCAAAAUAAUGGGCAAAAAAUAAUCUCUCGGUCUCAAAUAAUGUUUUCAUCUCUUUUGCCAUUUUUUCAAAGACUGAAAUUACUUUGAAUUUUAAACUUGCCAAAGUCCUAAUCGAUUGAUACUCAGCCAUUAUUUUGAUUGACUCAUAACUAUUAUAUUUCUAUAUAUUUCUUCUACUAUAUAAUUAUGUUCCAUGCUUUUGAAGUAGCAAGAACAUCUUAUAGGUAAUAUGCAAAAGUAUAAACGAUAAAUGGGUUUCAAAUACAUUAAUGUUAUUUUUAAGUUUGUAGCGAUUGAGAGCACAUUUUAUAUUUAUGAUUAAAUACAAAAUUUUCUAGAUACCCAGCGUCUCAAAGCUUACAGCCUCUAAAAAGUGUGGCUGCAAAACGGACCUUAUUUCAACGUCAUAAUCUGCCAUUUUUUAGACAAGUGUUCAACCAAUGUUCAACAGACAUUAGAAAGUUUUUGUGGUACGACGGUUAGCAUCCAAUUCCUAGGCUGGGACUUAAGUAAUUACAAAUAAUCUUGUUGGCAUUUAAGUAAUUACGUAUUCAUUAUUAUAUUACGUAUGCUCCAUAUAGCUACGUUCAACAACCGGCCAGUUGAGAGGCUUAAUAAUUAAAGUGUAAGGACCAAUUACUGCUAAAUAUGUUUUAAAUACUAUUUUGUGGAGGCUUCUUGGAAACAAUUUUGUAUUAUUUUGGAAAUCAGUGCCAUAUUCUAUUGUUAUAGAUUGGCUAGAAAUUAUGUUUUUUUUUUUUAUAUUCCCACUUUUUUGUGACAUUUGUUUCAAACUUUUGACUCAAAAUGGUUAAAAACUUUGAUAAUUAUCAUGUAAACUUUUAUGUUAUUUUUGCGUAUGACGUUAUGACUUAAUGAAUGUGAAUUUAUUAUAUCGUAGAUAAAGAACGGACAAAAUAAUGGUUAAUUUUGUGAUUUUAUUAAGAAGUCUUAAGUAUUGAAUUUACUUAUUUUCAUUGCAAACAAAUGUCACAAGAAAGUAAUCUCUUGUCUUAAAAAUUACUGUCAUAGAUACUGUUAAAUAAAUAUAUUUUUGUAAAAUAUUAACUACAACGUGAAGACUGUAUAUUUUGUAUGAAAAUUUUAUAAUAGAUGUUACAUAUUGUA
Helicoverpa zea (corn earworm) is the source of this 4203-nucleotide messenger RNA. It is a transcript of the gene hfw, whose product is annotated as protein halfway. The transcript is spliced from 10 exons. Bases 575 to 2119 code for a protein of 514 amino acids. The record is from RefSeq and is a predicted model, not a curated record. Lineage: Eukaryota; Metazoa; Arthropoda; Insecta; Lepidoptera; Noctuidae.